Molecule: messenger RNA, 1709 nt
Organism: Phalaenopsis equestris
Lineage: Eukaryota; Viridiplantae; Streptophyta; Magnoliopsida; Asparagales; Orchidaceae
Product: glycerol-3-phosphate acyltransferase, chloroplastic
Exons: 13
Coding region: 339-1685 (448 amino acids)
Biological process (GO): glycerophospholipid metabolic process
Molecular function (GO): glycerol-3-phosphate O-acyltransferase activity
Source: RefSeq, a predicted model, not a curated record
CACUUGCUAAUUCCCUUGCGAUUAGCGUGAAGUCACCUGUCGAAAUUUAAUUUUUAGUCUGUCCUGUAAAACGGCGCUGCCUUGUCGGCGGCUCGCUUAAUCCUAUAACGCCACAUCUUUAUCUUCUUCGCUUCUAUGAUUAAAUCAUUUAUCUGGAUUCGUUCAUUUUUCAGUUCCGCCCGGGGUGCCCUCUGGAGAAGCCCGGCCUUCCCAUAAAUACCUGACAGCCCAUCUACUUCUGCUUCCUUCACUCCACUGAUCUCUGCGACUGAUUGCUCCUCUUCGUAAAUAGAUUUAAAGCCUGCGCGUGAUCCAUGUGCCGUUAUUGAGCGGUCUUUAUGACUGCUUCUACAGCAUCUUUGGACUCUUUUACGGCGAUGCUUUUAUUAUCUGCAACGCCUCGACUCGCCGGAUCUUAUUUCGGGGGAAGGAUUUCGGCGACUUGUGCGGGCGCCGCCGGUCCGUCCACAUCCCGACCUUACAUUCUGCCGUCAGAUCGUUGGCGAGGUGGGAGGUGUACGUGCGUGGGAUUUCCUUCAAGGUGGAGAUCGGUGGAGGGGUGGAGAAGGUCGGUUCUUGCGUCGGAUUUGGGAGCAGGUGGAGAGGUUGGCCACUCGAGGCCCCUAUUGAGAGCUCGAUGCGAGGAAGAGCUGCUUUCUUAUGUCAGAAAGGAAGUUGAAAAUGGAAGGCUUUCAUUGGAUAUAGCUCAUGGAUUGGAGGAACUCUAUCAUAACUACCGAAAUGCGGUUGUACAAAGUGGACUUCCAGAAGCAGAUGAAAUUGUACUAUCCAAUAUGACAGUUGCAUUUGAUCGAAUUCUUAUGGACGUAGAGAACCCUUUCAUGUUUCAACCUCAUCACAAAGCUACACGAGAGCCUUUCGAUUAUUACAUGUUUGGACAAAAUUAUAUUCGUCCUUUGCUGGAUUUCAAAAAAUCAUACGUUGGCAACAUUUCUCGUUUCUUUGAGAUGGAACAACAUCUUCUACAGGGUCAUAACAUAAUUUUGUUCUCUAACCAUCAAACGGAGGCAGAUCCAGCAAUAAUCGCCUUGCUGCUUGAAAGGACAAAUCCUCGAAUUGCUGAGUCAAUGAUUUUUGUAGCUGGGGAUAGAGUUGUUACUGAUCCACUUUGUAAGCCAUUCAGUAUGGGAAGAAACCUACUGUGUGUAUAUUCUAAGAAACACUUGUUUGAUGAUCCUGCAUUAGUUGAUCGGAAAACAAGUGCAAAUAUUCGAAGCCUUAAAGAAUUGAUAGGUCUUUUAAAGAAUGGAUCACAGAUUAUUUGGAUAGCACCAAGUGGUGGAAGGGAUCGGCCAGAUCCAGAAACUGAGGAAUUCUUUCCCGCUCCAUUUGAUGCAUCUUCAUUGGACAAUAUGAGAAGAUUGUCCGAGCAUUCUGGCGUUCCUGGACACUUUUAUCCCCUUGCACUGCUAUGUUAUGAUGUCAUGCCUCCACCAGCACAGGUGCAAAAGGAGAUUGGUGAGCAAAGAAAACUGUCACAUCAUGGUGUUGGCGUAUCUGUGGCCAUGGAAAUAAAUUUCAAUGAAGCAAAGGGAGCCUUUUCAUUGGCAGUGUACCAUGAAGUUACAGAGCAGUACAAUAUUCUCAAAUCUGCUAUAUAUGAACACCAAGGCUUACAUGCAUCGAACUUCAAGGUCUCGCUUUCACAACCAUGGGCACAGUAGUUUCUAACAGAGAUCCUGCUGGCU